AUGUAUUGCACAUGCAAUAAAUCUAGUUGCACAAGAUAUUUUAAAAUAUGAGUGGGCUGAUAAAUUAAUUAAAAAAUGUGCAGAAAUUAGAUCAUUAAUAGAACAAUAUAAAAUUGAUGGAGGAGGUCUUAAAAACUAUUCAAAAACUAGAUGGACUACUGCAAAUGAUACAGUUGAAAGUGUAAUACAUUUAGAAAAAGUUUUAAAAAAG
This is a messenger RNA of Dentiscutata erythropus, 211 nucleotides long. The record is from the annotation of a GenBank genome assembly. Lineage: Eukaryota; Fungi; Glomeromycota; Glomeromycetes; Diversisporales; Gigasporaceae.